This is a messenger RNA of Pyricularia oryzae 70-15, 505 nucleotides long. RefSeq lists its product as uncharacterized. The coding region runs from base 1 to 423 and encodes 140 amino acids. The record is from RefSeq and is a predicted model, not a curated record. Lineage: Eukaryota; Fungi; Ascomycota; Sordariomycetes; Magnaporthales; Pyriculariaceae. The transcript has 4 exons.
AUGGACGACAGCCAGGGAAAACGCCAAACUAAACUUCGAAAAAGUAAAGCGAAGCACGCCUCACGGCGAGCUAGACAAGUUCCGGUUGGGUGCGGCCAGAUCCUCGUGCACACAGAUGCAGCCGGUGUCGAUGCGAUGGGGUGUGGUGUGGUGAGGUGGGCCUGGUGGAGCAUGUUAGAUUCUACGUGGGCUUGGGUGGCUAUUCCCAAUAUAUACGUCGAGGUGGAGCCAGCCCCAAGCAGGGAACUGGGGACAGGGGAGGAGAAGCGUAGUACAGGUGGAGAGGAACGGGGGGAGAUGCUUACUGCGACUGGAUGGGAUCUCGUCGACGUUACGCUGCACUGGAGUCUUGAGCGAGGUUACUCUACCAGCCAGUCUGUUCGGUCCAAGAAGAAGAAGAAGAAGAAGACGAAGAGGAAGUAAAUAAAGGACAGACCCCCAUCACCAAAUAGCUACUGGUGGAUCAGCGGGCGGCUGAGCUUGUGAAAGGAGGAGGCACUCAUAA